Sinocyclocheilus anshuiensis is the source of this 1242-nucleotide messenger RNA. RefSeq names its product protein FAM192A-like. The coding region runs from base 135 to 875 and encodes 246 amino acids. The transcript is spliced from 10 exons. NCBI's taxonomy places the organism in Eukaryota, Metazoa, Chordata, Actinopteri, Cypriniformes, Cyprinidae. The record is from RefSeq and is a predicted model, not a curated record. Gene Ontology annotation, cellular component: nucleus.
UACGUCUUUAGCAGCUUGUUGCUGAGGGGAUCCUUUUACAGGGACACAAAACCGGAUUAGAAUAGAUUGCAGAUGACUUCAUUAACUACCUAAAGUGUUUAUCCUGAUUAAAUAAACAGCAUCUAGGUUCUGCCAUGGCAGAUGGUGUGAACCUCAGCCGAAAGUUUGUGUCAGAGUCUGAAUUAGACGAGAUUAGGAAAAAAAGGCAGGAGGAAUGGGAGAAGGUCCACAAGCCAGAUGACCCGGAGGAGGCCCCCGAGGAGGAGUAUGACCCCCGAUCUCUGUACGAGAGGCUACAAGAGCAGAAAGACAAGAAACAGGAAGAAUAUGAGGAGCAGUUCAAAUUCAAGAACAUGGUUAAAGGCCUGGAUGAAGAUGAGACCAGCUUUCUUGACGAGGUCUCACGGCAGCAGUCUCUAAUAGAGAAACACAGACGGGACGAGGAAGCUCAGGAGAUAAAAGAAUACAGGAGUGCUCUGCAGAAGCUGGCGAACAAUGAGAGCCAGAAGGAGACGGAGAAAAAGGCAGGACCCAAACCCUCAGAGAACAGGACCAGUCACCUGUCUCAGGCCCACCUGCUGGCUGGGGCAGUCAAACGACACAGCUCGUCUCAGUCCUCAGAGGGGAGUAAAAAGCAGAAAGCAGAGGAGUCUGUAGCCGGCAAUGGCAGUCAGACAGAUCAGGAGGCAGUCGAGCCCAAAUCCCCAGGCGCGGGCGUGACUCGCUCAGGCAUCCUCCACCUGCCCUCCGCCGCUGUAUGCGUGGGCAUCCUGCCAGGGCUCGGCGCUUACUCGGGCAGCAGCGACUCUGAGUCCAGCAGCGACAGCGAAGGCUUGGGUGCCGCCCCCUCGCCUUCUCAGCGGUGCACUACCUAAAACGAUUUAACACUAGUAUAAACCCCUGGCAGCUUAACCUGGUGACGCACCUUCCCAUCUACCCACCCUUGCGGUUUCUGCAGAGCUCUAGUGGCCAAGGGGACACUGACUGACUGACAGCUGUGGAUCAAGAAGACAUGAAUCAUUUAGUCCAAAUCUCAGACACCAUCAUCACAGGACAAAGCAGAUAUUAUGGGCUUCUUUCAAGUUUAGAUGCCUCGAGUUCUUCAUUUGUUUGUUUGACGUUUAUUUUUUAAGACAAAAUGCUGCAGUGCUGCUGAAUGCUGGAAUGUUAAUGUCGUAUAAGGAUAGUCAUGUUCACUGGAAAAUAACCAGUGAUGACAGAAUGGAAAAUAAAGGUGUUUCU